AUGGCACCCGCAUCCACCACCUCCGCCAGCUGUCCCUGCGGCGGCGGCGGCGGCGCUGCGGCGCCCGCCCGCAGCUCUGAUGGCGACUGCGCCGCAGCUGCAAAGGAGGAGAGCCGGGUGAAUGCGCUGGGCCAGCAACUGCGAGACUGGAUAGAAGAUGCGGGCGGCUACGUCCACCCAGCGCUGCAGCUCUCAAUGGCCACACCCUACGGCAGGGGUGUCGUGGCAGUGGAGGCCGUCGUGCCUGAGCAGCGGCAGCCGCUGAUUGCCGUGCCGGAGCGCCUGCUUCUGACGACCGAGGUGGCGGCACAGCAGCUGGGCCCGCUGCUGCUGCGCCAAUUGCAGCCGCCGGCGCCGCCGGGGGCGUGGUGGCCCCUGGGGCUGCGGCGGCAGCAGCAGCAGCACCGACAGCAAAUUUCGCAGGCAGACCCCACGCUGCUGCUGGCGCUGCUGCUGGCCUCAGAGCGGGCCAAGGCCUCCGCCAGCCCCUGGUGGCCGUACAUUGCGGCUCUGCCAGAAGACAUCCCCUGCGGCUGGGCGCUCAGCCAGAAGCAGCUGGCCGCUGAACUGGCAGCGCUGGGCAGCAUGGCCAGCGAUUGGGCGCCGCAAGUGCGGGCGGCGGCUGCGGCCGUUGAUCGGCAGGCGGCGAGCGCGGUGGCAACCUGGGGCAAAGAGCUCAGCGUAUCGGCAGCUGAUGUGCGGUUCACCACUUCUGCUGGGGAGGCAUGCGCAGCAGUGCACAGCCGGAGCAAGGGAGCUCUGCAGGCGCUGCCACGUGGCACGGAGUUUUGCGUCUCGUACGUCGCAGGCACCUCGCCGCUCAACAUGCUGCUCAACUUUGGCUUUGUGCCCCAUGAGCACAGGCGCUGA
This is a messenger RNA of Chlorella variabilis, 870 nucleotides long. RefSeq lists its product as hypothetical. Gene Ontology annotation, biological process: peptidyl-lysine monomethylation. Gene Ontology annotation, molecular function: protein-lysine N-methyltransferase activity. Bases 1 to 870 code for a protein of 289 amino acids. The record is from RefSeq and is a predicted model, not a curated record. The transcript is spliced from 5 exons. Lineage: Eukaryota; Viridiplantae; Chlorophyta; Trebouxiophyceae; Chlorellales; Chlorellaceae.